Dermacentor albipictus is the source of this 798-nucleotide messenger RNA. Its product is annotated as sulfotransferase 1C2-like. Gene Ontology annotation, biological process: sulfation. Gene Ontology annotation, cellular component: cytoplasm. Lineage: Eukaryota; Metazoa; Arthropoda; Arachnida; Ixodida; Ixodidae. Gene Ontology annotation, molecular function: sulfotransferase activity. The record is from RefSeq and is a predicted model, not a curated record.
AUGGCGAAGCAGCUAUAUCAGUGCGUUGAUGGCUUCUGCAUUCCGAAUGCGUAUUGUGAAGAAAACUUUCGCUCUGCAAUGAGCUAUAGGGCGCGCGAAGGAGACAUCUUCAUUGUUACUUACCCAAAGUGUGGGACCACAUGGACCCAAUACAUCGUGUGCAAUAUCUUGAGCCGCGGAAGUCCGCCUUCGGAUAUAAACGACUACGACCUCAUGAGUCCUUUCCUGGAUGCCAGGGGAGCCGACGCUGCGGAGAAUCGGCCUGAACGAGGUCCCAUCUUGACCCACCUUCCAAGCGGCGUUCUUGAACCGGUGCACUGGGCCAAGUACAUAUACGUCGCCAGGAACCCGUACGACUGCGCCGUCUCGUAUUACCAUUUCCUCAAGGGGUUCACACCCAAGGCGUUCCCAAAUUUCGACGACUUCCUGGCCAUAUUCCUUUCUGGAAAGGUUCCAUACGGCGACUAUUUUGACCACCUGCUGUCCUGGUACGGCUAUCGAGGUGACGCCAACGUCCUUUUCUUAACCUACGAGAAGCUCAAGACAGAUGGCAGGACGCAGCUCCUCAAAAUCGCUGAUUUUCUUGGCAAAGAGCAUGGUACAGCACUGCGUCAGGACGAAGCGUUACUCCGUCGUCUUCUGGACGCCUGUCGCUUGGACAAGAUGAAGACGCUUAUCAAGGACAACCCUGUAGACAGAUUUAAAUCAGAGACACCCAAACUCCAAGUUCUCUACUGGGCUUCCCUUCAAAUUAUAAGCAUGCUCAUGGACCGACCGUUGAUGCGGCGGCUUCUCUAG